Messenger RNA from Cordyceps militaris CM01, 1704 nucleotides. RefSeq names its product MFS transporter. Gene Ontology annotation, molecular function: transmembrane transporter activity. Gene Ontology annotation, biological process: transmembrane transport. NCBI's taxonomy places the organism in Eukaryota, Fungi, Ascomycota, Sordariomycetes, Hypocreales, Cordycipitaceae. The transcript has 4 exons. The record is from RefSeq and is a predicted model, not a curated record. The coding region runs from base 1 to 1704 and encodes 567 amino acids.
AUGGGCCAUCACUCAGGUACCGCGGAAGCCACCGCCGACAUGGACGUGUCCCAGGUCCCCGGCACCGUGCACCUGGUCGAUCUGGAGCAGACGGCGGCCACGCGGCACGCGAGCGGCGGCGGCAGCAGCCGCGACAUCAUCCUGGUGCCGACGCCGUCGGCGGAUCCCAACGACCCCCUCAACUGGUCGCCCGGCCGGAAGCGGCUCCAUCUCGUGUGUCUCAUGAUUGGCAUGUCCCUCUCCGCCGUGUACUCGGUCUUGGUGCCUCUGUCGGGCGCUCUCGGCGUCACUGGUAUGUUGCACACUGGCACGUUUCGCUUCAAAAAGUCCAUCUUUACCGACAACACCGCAAUAGUCGCCGAUCUCAACGCCGGCACCGGCUACAUGUUUCUGCUGCUGGGGUGGUCGCUGCUGUUCUGGCAGCCCUUUGCGCUGCAAUACGGCAAGCGCUUCGUCUACAUCAUCUCCAUGCUCGGCAUGGUGGCCGUCUCGUUCUGGAGCCCGCACGCGCGCGGCGGCGGCCAGUGGAUCGCGCGCAACAUCGUCAUGGGCUUCCUCGCGUCCCCCAUCGAGUCGCUGCCCGAGACGUCCAUCACCGACAUCUACUUUGCGCACGAGCGCGGCACGUACAUGGGCUGGUACGCGCUCAUGCUCGCCGGCUCCAACUACCUCGCGCCCGUGCUGUGCGGCUUCAUCAGCGACGGCCUCGGCUUCCGCUGGCCGUUUUACGUCAUGGGCGUCCUGUGCGCCGCCAGCGCCGUCUUCCUGCUGCUCUUCCUCGAGGAGACCAACUACGCCCGCGCCAGCGUCGGCGUCGUCUACGCCGCGCCCGCCAAGGACGACGACGGCGGCGGCGGCGGCGUGGCCCCGUACGCGGAUACUGUGAGCGCCGCCGAGACAGACGCCGCUUCCUCCGCCCAGUACCCCCCCGUCAAGACCUGGGCGCAGAAGCUGCCGCUCUUUCGCACCGGCGAGCCGCAGCCGUUCAUCAUGCACUGGCGCGCGUGGCAGAGCCUGCGGUACCUCUCGUGGCCGACCGUCUUCUACGCCGGCUUCGCGUACGGCACCUACCUCAUCUGGUUCAACAUCUUCAACGCCACCGCGUCCAUCAUCCUCGGCGGCGCGCCGUACCAUUUCCGCCCCAGCAUCGUCGGCCUCUCGUACCUCUCGUGCCUCGUCGGCGUCGUGCUCGGCGCCACCUACACCGGCCUCUUCUCCGACUGGUUCGUCAUCCGCAUGGCCCGCCGCAACCGCGGCGUCUACGAGCCCGAGCAGCGCCUGUGGCUGUUUACCGCCUCCGCCAUUCUCACCCCCGUUGGUCUAAUCCUCUGGGGUGUCGGGGCCGCGCACGGUAUUCACUGGUUCGGGCUCAUCGUCGCCAUGGCCAUUCUCUCCUUUUGCAGCUGCGUCGGCAUCACCCUCUCCAUUGCGUACCUCGUCGACUCGUUUCGCGAAAUCUCGGGCGACGCCCUCGUCACCAUGAUCCUCGUCCGCAACACCAUGAGCUUUGCCAUUUCCUACGCCAUCACGCCCUGGCUCGACGGCCUCGGCCUGCAAAACUGCUUCAUCAGUGUCGCUUUUGUCGCCCUUGCCAUCUGUAGCAUAUAUCUGCCCGUCAUCAAGUACGGCAAACCGCUGCGGGCGGCCAAGCGGGAGCUGUACUGGGAAGAGGUCAAGAUGCGCAUCGCCUCCAAUGCGUAUUAG